AUGACUUUGGACCCCAGAAAAUAUUUAAUCAUAGAUCUAAUAAACAAAUCAACACCUAUAGACGUUUGGUUACAAGGCACAAUUGAGCAAACUGUCGGCACUGAUAUUUUAAUAAUAUCGGAUACCACGGGCCGUGCAAAAGUAAUGAAAUGCGAUACCGCACACGGUAUUAUUGAUAAAUCUUCAUUAAAAAAAGGAACAUACUGUUGUAUAAUAGGUGUUACUGUAAAAACAAAAGGAGUUCCUGAGAUUCAUGUUAGUAAAUUCAUAGACCUAACUUCACAACCUCAAAUGAAACUGGCUUGGGAAGCAGAAGUGAAAGAAGCAAAUUUAUUUCUAGAAGGAAAAUUAAUACCAACCAUUUGA
Messenger RNA from Arctia plantaginis, 366 nucleotides. Lineage: Eukaryota; Metazoa; Arthropoda; Insecta; Lepidoptera; Erebidae. The record is from the annotation of a GenBank genome assembly.